CCCCAGGAUACUCUGUGUAGCUCUCUUUAUGAUCCCCCUUUCGGGCAGUAACUGUCUCCUAUUGCGCUUUUCGUCUUCGACAGACCUCGGUGAUGCGCGCUCAUCAUCAAAAGCGGGAGAUUGUACGAUGACUUUCCGCUUGAGAUCUCGCAAUUUUUCCGGGAGCGCAGCUGUCAUGUCCGGCGGAUUAUUUGACAGGCCAAUAUCUCUCUCAUCUACAGUGGUCGUUUCGCUAUCGUGCGAGUCUUUAUCGGCAAUCCCAGUUACUUCAGCACUGUCUAAAUAUGCCCUGUGAUACUGUAGAGUUCCCGAUAACUUUUUCUGGAUAGCUAGUAGUUCUCUCAGCUGGUUGCUCAUUUGAACUGAGUUCGGUUGGUCUCUCGUUAAUCUUUCUAGGGUCUGCUGGAUUUCGUCGAUUUCGACUCGAUCCUUCGACCACUCAGUAAGUCUCCAUUGUAAUAAGCCCUGUGCAUGCUCGGAUGCCUCGAAGUCCGAUGUUAAAGUAGUGACUGAAGUCAUUGCCGCAUCGAUUUCAUGCCGGAUUUUGCGCAAUUCUUUCUCAACGUCUACUUGGGCUCUGCUUUCCACGGCUCGCCGGCAUAUGAUCAGCUCUUGCUCGAGUUGCGUACGGGCCACAUCUGCCUCUCGAAGUUGCCUCUCCAGUUCCUUUUGCCUUUUUUCGUGCUUCUCGGCCUCUUGAGUGGCGAUGUGAAGUAUCGUUUGCUCGUGCUGUUGAUUACUCGAUUCGAUGGCUUUCUCGUAAUUCUUGCGCUCAUCUUGAAUUCGUUGUUCUUUGUUCCGAAGUUGAAGAGCUUGCGAUGCUAUCUCUUCUUGCAUGACCCCAAUGUUUUGACAGGACUCUGUUGCUGUUGAGUCUCUCUCCUCUAGCAUCUUUUGGAGGCGCACAACCUCUUCCGUCAAAUCGUUGAUCCUGUCAUUCGCCGUUUGCUCGUCAUGCUCCAUGUUCCGCAAAUCGAGCAACUCAUCCAUCAGCUGCUGCCGCUCUGCUGACUGCUCUUCCAUGCAAAUGUAAGCCUGACUAAGCUCAUCCUGUAGCUGUUGAAUCUGCUGUGCCUGGGCUUGAACGGCCAUAGCAGAGUCGUGAGAUCUCCCUUGCCACUCCAUGAC
Durotheca rogersii is the source of this 1128-nucleotide messenger RNA. RefSeq lists its product as uncharacterized. The transcript has a single exon. The record is from RefSeq and is a predicted model, not a curated record. Lineage: Eukaryota; Fungi; Ascomycota; Sordariomycetes; Xylariales; Xylariaceae. Bases 535 to 873 code for a protein of 112 amino acids.